Messenger RNA from Lactuca sativa (garden lettuce), 1871 nucleotides. RefSeq names its product putative carboxylesterase 16. NCBI's taxonomy places the organism in Eukaryota, Viridiplantae, Streptophyta, Magnoliopsida, Asterales, Asteraceae. The record is from RefSeq and is a predicted model, not a curated record. Gene Ontology annotation, molecular function: hydrolase activity.
AGCGUCUAGAAAUAUAACCAUGCAACGCAGCCUACCCUUAUAGAAAAAAUAACACACCCACGCACCUACGCCUGUAUACUUCAAUUAAUUAUUAAUACCAUGUUCGAACCUUCUUCCCCAAUUUUGAAUUGAACAAGUCUCUUCUAUCACCUUAAAACCCUAACUAAUCCCCAAAUUUCCCCCAAAUGUUCUUUACUAAAUCUUCUUCUUUGAUUCCUUGUUCAACAUGCCGUCUGUAUCUGUAAAAUUCUACAGUGUUCUUCAUAAAUUCAUCUUGAAACGCCAAUUACAAACCCUCACUGAAACCCACACCAAAAUCUUCAAUCAAUUUGGUGUCGUCUCUCGCCCCGAUGAAUCCGUCGCUCCGGCCAACCCUAGCUUCUCUGAAGAUGGUGUAGCUACCAAAGAUAUCCAUAUCGAUCCAUUGACAUCUUUAACCCUCCGGAUCUUUCUCCCUGAUUCAGUACUUGUCAAAUCUAGAGGGUUAAAACAAAGUGAUGGGGUUUACGGUGGCUACUCGCCAGCUCUAGGCGAUAAUUUACGUAAAUUGCCCGUGGUUUUGCAGUUUCACGGAGGUGGAUUUGUGACCGGAAGCAGUGUUUCGUUGGCGAAUGAUCUGUUUUGUCGGAGGAUCGCCAAGGCGUGUGAUGCGAUUGUGGUGGCGGUAGGGUAUAGGCUUGCACCGGAGAGUAAGUAUCCCGCGGCGUUUGAGGACGGCGUUGAGGCGUUGAGUUGGUUAGCUAAGCAGGCGAAUUUGGCCGAGUGUAGGAUCUCAGGUCGCGUUAACCUCAGGAGGAGACAGAUCGUUGAUGGUUUUGGUUCUUCCAUGAUCGAGCCUUGGAUUGCUGCUCAUGCCGAUCUUUCCAGGUGUGUCCUCCUAGGUGUAAGCUCUGGUUCAAACAUCGCAAAUUAUGUCACACAAAAAGCAGUAGAAGCUGGGAACCUAUUAGACCCUGUAAGGGUGGUGGCACAAGUUCUUAUGUACCCUUUUGUAAUCGGAAACACUCCAACAAAAUCCGAAAUCAAGCUAGCUAACUCUUACCUCUAUGACAGAACCAUGGCCAUGUUAGCCUGGAAGCUUUUCUUACCAGAUGAUCAAUUCAAUCUUGAUCAUCCAGCUGCCAACCCUCUGAUGACAGCUAAAAGAAUACCAUUAAAACACAUGCCUCCUACACUCACAAUAGUAGCUGAACAUGAUUGGAUGCGUGAUCGUGCCAUUGCAUACUCACAGGAGCUUCGUCAGGUUAAUGUAGAUGCCCCUGUUUAUGAUUACAAAGAUGCUGUUCAUGAAUUUGCAACCUUUGAGAUGUUUUUGAAGACACCUAAAGCUCAAGCAUGUGCAGAAGAUAUUGCCAUAUGGGUAAAGAAGUAUAUAUCACUCAGAGGGCUUGAGUUUUCGUACUAAAAAGAGUGAAAAUGGAAUUUUUAAUUUCCAGACCACAAAUUUUGAGCUCAUGGAGAUAAGAUUCAGCACACCACAAGAGGUUCAAGGUACAUAAAGUAAAAAGUAUUUGAUUGGUGAUAAAAAUAAAAAAUUUAUCAGAGUAAAGUUAGUUACCAUCAACAGCCAAUUAAGUGAAGUUAAUAAUAUGGAGUGGUUGGAACUUGGAACUUACUGUAUUAUAUUCGAUAGGAUAAGAGCCAAACAAUAUUUUUUUGAUGUAUAAUGAGAUGUAGCAUGUUUUAACCUUGUAUUAGGUUGGGAACACAAUUUUAUUGAUUCUUUUGUUUCGUUAUUGUUUAUAUUGUUUGUAGUAAUAGUGUAUAGAAAAAUAAAUGGUUUGUUCUUUAAUCUUCAGAGACUGUGUAUUCUUGGUCAGUUUUGCAUGUAAUUAUGUGGAAAAUUUGAUUGGUUAAGAUGAUGUUUUAUA